UAUCAGAUAAACCGCUCACUUAUCUAAUGUUAAAACAACUCCAGCUGUACAGCAUUCAAAUUUAAAUACAUGUAACAGGAUGAACAACAAAAAUGAUAAUAGUAUUGUUCUCUACUUUGCCGAUGACGGCGAAAGUAUAUGUGAUUUUAUCCUCGCAUCUUUGGAUAAAUUUAAAUAUACAGUUCGUAAGCACAAUAUCUGCAUUAGACGACCCCCCGAAGAAAGCAAGGUGUUUAUUCUUGUUUUAACACCUGAAAUGUUAGAAGAACUUGAAAUUCGCCCUAAGCAUUUUCUGAAGAAAAUAGCAUCAGGAUCUGUUAAUCAAGCUUUAAUACAUCAUGACGUCAUCGAUGUUAAAAAUAGCAACACAAGACGAGUCUUGGAGUAUCAGUGCCCGGACAGUCUUAGCUGGAAAUGCCUUAGUACAGGGAAAAACGACGAGGAGUUCAAAAUGACAUGUUUUCAGAUUUUUGCUUUGAUAGAUACGAAUUUCAAAGCAUUUCAAGUUCCUACUCUGGUUAAUUUCAAACUGACACCGAAAGAGAUUUGGACGGCCAAAGACGAUGUCAUUAUCACCUUUAAGAAAACAAUGAACGGCAAGAAUAUGAGCGUCCGUCUGAGACACCAAUGUGGUCUUUCUAAUACAGUGCAAUGUUUAAAACUAAAUGAAACCGCUUACAAAUUCAACCCAGAAGGAAUGCCGGAGGGAGAAGUUUUAGUGGAGGUUCUGGUUGACGACUCAUCUUUGGGAAAAACGUCAUUUACAAUUCGGCCUAAAAUGCAGCUACUCUCAGAUCUCUUAGAUGACGUCAUAAACCCCAUCGAUUUUAUCUGUAAAGCAAUGAAAACUGAAAACCCCGAAGCUUUAGAUCUGAUUUUAAGUGAGAAAUUCUCCAACUUCAAAACUCAUACUAUUCCACUUACCGGUCUAGAAAACUUGAAUCAAGAGGAAAAUUCGAAAAUAUUUGCCGAUGCAUCAGAUUCCGAACUUCCCACUAUCCUCCAUUUUGGUGCCAAAUACGGUUUACAUCGGUUCUGCGAGACGUUGAUGAAAUAUCCUGGUUAUAAGGCCGCUAGGUUGAUAAAAAACAAAGAUGACAGAACUCCAAGUGAGAUUGCUCUACUUGCAGGUCAUUGUUCUCUUUCAGAGCAAAUUCAGAAUACAGAGUGUGUGUCUGAUUAUGAAGAAAUAAAUAUUGCAUUAGAAGAAACAGACUCGGACUAUCUGACCUUUCCCAUGGAAGAAGAAGAAAAUACAUGCACAGUGAAACGACUUGAAUUUCAAAGAGAAAUCCAGGCACCGUCCCUACCACCUAAAUGUCCUGAAAGAGACAGUGGCGUCCACGGUAGCACUGACAGUGGAUCUGGGGGCAGUAUGAGGAGGGGUGCUGAUAGCUUGUCUGGAGGCAGUUUGAGGAGCAGUGGGUCGGGGGGUAGCUUGAAAAAAAUGUCCGAGAGUAGCUUAAGAAGUGGCAAUAAUGGCUCCAGAAGUAGCUUACAAAGAAGUGCCAGUACUGAGUCGGGGGAUAGCUUUAGAAGUCGCACUGCAAGUCGACUAAGUCUUCUCGAGAACGAGGCUUUGUCACUUCCGGGAAAUUUUACUGAUAAUUGGUCUUGAUUCUAACAUGCCGGAGAACAUCGAACAUGAUCAUAAAAAACUAUAAUUGAUAUCUCUCCAAUAGACUUUUAUAUAUGUGCUCUUGACCUGAAAAUGCAGUAUCGCAGUGUAUAAACAUUGCUAAAUAGAUUAAUAUGCACUGUCAUAAUUUUGUACAUACAACUUGUUAGGCUUAAACUCGAAUUGAUUUUCGAAAAUCAAAGUUAACAAUGAGUGUAGCCAAGCACAGAACGUGAGAUUCGAUAUUUUUUUUUCCCUUGAGGUUUCCUUAUUGGGUGUAUUUCGUGUACUAAUGAGGAAAGUAGAGAUAUUUAUAUCCGUUCAUCCAAAGAAAGUUAUACAGGAAAUGCGUUUGGGUGAAUAUUGUGAUCUUUCCACCUUCUUCAUUAUUAUAAUUCAUCUUCCUUCUUUUCACAGGCUACAUCUGUACAUUACAUGAUCAUUUAUUGGUGUGUACAUAUUCAAUUCAACUUGACAUUUUUUUUCUCAUAUAUGUAUAUAUAACAGUUACAUAUAUAUCUAUUAAUUAUGAUAUUUAUUUGGAGUAAUAAUGAGAUGUUAAUUUGUUGACACAGGUGUUUCCAAAAAAUAGUUCUUUAUUUCUGGCUUACAUUUUCUCGGAAACCAUGUUUAUGUGGAAAAUAUUUAUAAAAAAAUUUUAUUUAAAGAUAAAAGUGUAUUUAAAUUGAGCACAGAGUUCUUAAAUUAUUGCAGAACUCUGAUGAUAAAUACACAUAUUUUCCUUAUGUUUUUUCAACUAUAUCAAAUAAUUAAAAAAAAAACAUUUAUAUUCGCGUAUUUGAUCUUUGAUUAGCUUUACUUCCCGAAAAACCAAAACAUGCAGAUGAAUAUUAACGCUGAAAUUUAGGCUAUGUAUCCAUCUCUUCCUUAUCAUUUUAAAAUUGUUAAUGAUUUUUCAUUGUAAUCCUUUCCAUCAUUUAAGCGUCCUUUUUAUCUCUCUCAGGAAGCAAUUUUGUCCAUUUACUUUCCGAGUAGUAGAUCAGUAUACUUCCUCAAGAGUUAGAUAAAGUUGUUUUCUGCUUUUGAAAAAAAUACAUUCGAUGACUUUGAUGUGAACAUUGUAAAUAAAGUGUUUGCGUGGAUGCAAUGUAGGAUUUUAUGUGCAUAUUUUAAAGCAUUCGG
Messenger RNA from Saccostrea cuccullata (small rock oyster), 2761 nucleotides. RefSeq lists its product as uncharacterized. The record is from RefSeq and is a predicted model, not a curated record. Gene Ontology annotation, molecular function: signaling receptor binding. NCBI's taxonomy places the organism in Eukaryota, Metazoa, Mollusca, Bivalvia, Ostreida, Ostreidae. The transcript has 11 exons. Bases 80 to 1618 code for a protein of 512 amino acids.